ACAGACACGCGACACUUCCGGUGGAUAAAUGGCGGCUAUAUUUACAUGUUGUACAGCUCUGCUUCGCAGAGACACUAGUUAAGUCCUGCCUUUUUUGUGGUGCCUCUUAGACUUUUAUUUGUUUGUUUUUUUCCUCUUUAUAUAUGUAAGAUAAGAUGUCUGUUGUUUUCGUUCCGAAGAAGCAGCGGGGGAAAGCACAGAUCAACCAGGAAACAAUACAAAGGUUACUGGAUGAGAAUGACCAGCUGGUACGAUGUAUUGCGGAAUACAUGCAGAAAGGAAGAGCUGCCGAAUGUGUCCAAUAUCAACAGAUAUUGCACCGUAACAUAAUAUAUUUGGGAACUAUUGCUGAUGCAAGUCCCGAUCUACCGACUGACCCUGCGCCGUGUGACCGUGGAGAGAAAUCGUCAUGAACAUAUCCGGAAGUAUGACCUGAAGGACACUGAUGCUUCUAUGUUAAAUAAAUAAAACAAGUGUGUUAUGAUGAUACUUAUGAAAUGUAUUAUAUUACCUAUUCUUGAUUUUUGACGGAUGUCUUGUAAUUUAUAUUUCCAUUAAACGUAAGAAGCCGUUUCCGUUUCGCGAUUGCUUUUAACAUAUGUGGUUGCCUUACUUUGUGCUGUCUUGAGUUCUUUUUGGGUGUCUGUCACUGAUUUUACAUAUAUAUUUUUUUUAAUUCGAAACCUUUAUGUAAAUGUAUAAAUAUCGCUAGAAAUAUCUUUAUGCAAAGUGACUAAACUACACACUUCACUGA
Molecule: messenger RNA, 754 nt
Organism: Paramormyrops kingsleyae
Lineage: Eukaryota; Metazoa; Chordata; Actinopteri; Osteoglossiformes; Mormyridae
Gene: ss18l2
Product: ss18, like 2
Source: RefSeq, a predicted model, not a curated record